AAGUCUUGCUCUUUCUUUAUACCACAGCCCCACCGCUUCGAGUUGCUGUGCAGAGAAAUGCUUGCUCUCGCAAGUGAGGUGACAGAGUGCUCCCAGCACUCUGAGGCUGGACUAAAAAAGAUUAGUGAGAAGUGGAUAUUUUUGUCCUGCAAAAUAACUGAGGUUUUCUAAAGCUUUCCAAAUUUGUCGUGAAGAAUGAAGGAAGGCAAACAAGUGAUUCACUGCAGCCCAUUGGAGCUUCCAAGUGAGAGCCAUUCCUUCACAGGCUGGGCCCAGAUCUGCUCCUGGAGCUGCUCCCCUCUUGGGUCAGCUUGCUGAGUGCCAGCACUGCAGAGGUGGCAGACACACAGAUGGAUGGCAGGACCCAGGCAGUGCCACCUCGGAUCUUCUUCCACUGCCAUGGAACUGCAGGCUCAGGCAACAGUGCCCUCUCCUCCUGAUCUCAGCCAUCCAGCAGUUUUUAGAACUCAACUCUCAGGAACUAAAAAUGAGAAGAUGCGACCCAGCAUAUCUUAUUCAUGAAACAUUCCCCAAACCCUUGAGGCAGUGGGAGUUUCACACCAAGAAAGGCCACGAGAUGAAUGCUCCUCGUGCUGGGUCUGAGCAGCACAACGAGACAACUGUUUGGCUGAAAAGCAGAAGGAAGAGGACCCAAGCAUGGAAAGGGAACAGUCUGCUUCUGGACUGUUCCUCUGCUACGAAGGGAGGAACUGCCCACAGCUGGGUGCUUCAGGAAGCGAGAAAUGAAGAGCAUCCAUACUGAACAGCAGGAGCACUGCUGGGCUACCGAGCAGUCCCUAACAAGCAGGAUGGUUGGCCAAAAGUGAUUAUAAAAGUGGAGGAGGGAAAGACUUCUCUGUUUUCUAGGAGAGGCAGGAGCGAAAGGAGAGUUGCUUAUUAUGGUGGCUAUGAAGAAUUGCAUACGCAGUGGUGAAAGUACAUCCCUGCUUGAAGAUGUGGAGAGCAUCUUAAGAAGAUUAGUUUUCUGCCAAACUGACAUCCUCUGAUGGCUUGCCAAAGCAAGAUGAGCAUCAGCACUGGCACAAGAAAGGAGGCAUGGUUGCUCAAGAGAGAGGGAAGAUGGUAACACAAAAGAAUUUAAUUAAGUUGGUUGGUUGUAAAUCCACACCCUUGCAACUCUGUGUUUGGCUUGCACAGAUCAAAAUCACAAUUGCUGUCAAUAAAUUGAGAGACAAGAAGCAUUAAUGGCAGCAAUGGAAACAGUAGAGAAGAGAGUAAAGCAAGAGAAACAACAAGGAAAAGGAAAGGCAAGGCCAUCUCUAACAACAGCAGCAGUUCCACGUUGCAUCAGCAGCUCAAGCCUCCCAAUACAUACUAGGACCCCAUGUUCACACUCCCUCCUACUCAACCCUGCUCAUUGCUUCAUUGACUGCAGCUGCUGGGGUGAAGAUGGGCACUGGUAGCACCUCCACAUAAGCUGCUGGGGGAGUGCACCUGCAUACACCAGCAUGUUGUUCCUGUACUACGGCCUGGAGAUUCCUGUGUUGACCCAUUUCUUCAUCUCAAAACAGCGUACUGAUGGAUGGGAGCAAACUUUCAUGGUGCUCAGGAGCUCUAUGAGAGGACGCACUGCAAGUCUGCACGUAGGGAUUGAAGGAAUUUUACCCUCCUCAGCAUGAGGGGACGAGAAGACCAGGAUAUGACAGCAUGCUGAAUGGUGUAACUAUCAGCAGCAACACAGUCCUGUCAAUCCAUGCAGCACGAUGGCUUCGUUUCCUGUCCUCAAGCAAGAAGUGUUGUUCCGGAAUGGCACGUGGAGCUAUCGAAUUCCAGCCCUGCUUUACCUGCCACGUUUCAGCAUCAUCCUGGCAUUUGCUGAGGAACGAGAGGAUGUGGUGGAUGAGCAUGCCAAGCUCAUAGUGAUGCGCAGAGGCACGUACAACCCAGGCAGACACCAUGUUCAGUGGAGCGGCAUGGAGACCAUUGUCAGUGCACAGCUGGAAGGUCACCGAUCCAUGAAUCCCUGUCCUGUUUAUGAUGAGGUCUCGGGGAAUCUGAUCCUGUUCUUCAUAGCUGUCCCAGGAAAGAUCUCUGAGCACUACCAGCUCAGGACAAAGACCAACCUGGUACGUCUCUGCUAUGUCACUAGCGUGGACCAAGGACACACAUGGAGCCCUGUUCAGGAUAUCACAGAGAGCACCAUCAGCACAGAGUACAAGAACUGGGCCACUUUUGCAGUGGGACCAGGUCAUGGAUUACAGCUGUCCAAUGAGGCCCGGAGCCUUGUGAUUCCUGCCUAUGCCUUUCGUAUCCUUGACCCUAAGCAUCACCCUGUCUCUUAUACCUUCUGCUUCAUCAGCUCUGACCAUGGGAUGACGUGGGAGAUGGGGAACUUUGUGGGAAAAGAGAGUGCAGGGGAAUGCCAGGUAGCUGAGGUACACCGCUGUGGCAUGAAUGUGCUCUACUGCAAUGCUAGGACCAACAAGGGAGUGAGAAUCCAGGCUGUCAGCCACAACAACGGGGUGGAUUUUGAGGAAGGCCAGCGGGUUGAAAAGCUUGUGGAGCCUCCCUCUGGAUGUCAUGGAAGUAUUGUUGCCUUCCCUCCUCCCUCUGAUGUCUGGUGCCAAGAUAGCUGGUUGCUGUACACUCAUCCUGCGGACCCAAAGGGCCGAAGAGAUUUGGGAAUUUACCUCAACAAAAGCCCUUUAAAUCCAGCACACUGGACAAAGCCAAGCAUCCUCUUCAAGGGCUUGUGUGCUUACUCAGAUCUGCAGUACAUGGGGAUUGGGCCAGAUGGCUCGCCCUUGUUCUCUUGCCUCUUUGAAUAUGGGAUCCAUAAACAAUGUGAAGAGAUAAUCUUUGUAAUGUUCACUUUGAAGCAAGCCUUCCCUUCUGAGUUCUGAGUCUCGAGCUUUUUCAUUGGGAUUCUUCUGAAAAACACUUUUGCUGAUGCUCUUUUCACUAUCAGCUCUCAUCUUUCAGCAAAAGAGUUUUUGUAUUCUUCCCGCGCUGCCGGCUGGGCAUUGUCUUGUAGCAUGCUUACAUCACAAAGUCUAUUAAACAUACUAAAACUAAA
Messenger RNA from Tympanuchus pallidicinctus (lesser prairie-chicken), 3037 nucleotides. RefSeq names its product neuraminidase 2 (gene NEU2). Gene Ontology annotation, molecular function: exo-alpha-sialidase activity. Gene Ontology annotation, biological process: ganglioside catabolic process; oligosaccharide catabolic process. Gene Ontology annotation, cellular component: cytoplasm; lysosome; membrane. Bases 1725 to 2864 code for a protein of 379 amino acids. The record is from RefSeq and is a predicted model, not a curated record. Lineage: Eukaryota; Metazoa; Chordata; Aves; Galliformes; Phasianidae. The transcript is spliced from 12 exons.